Messenger RNA from Crotalus tigris (Tiger rattlesnake), 2324 nucleotides. Its product is annotated as myotubularin-related protein 9-like. NCBI's taxonomy places the organism in Eukaryota, Metazoa, Chordata, Lepidosauria, Squamata, Viperidae. The transcript has 10 exons. Gene Ontology annotation, biological process: negative regulation of autophagy. The coding region runs from base 623 to 1960 and encodes 445 amino acids. The record is from RefSeq and is a predicted model, not a curated record.
CAUAAGAGGGUUUUGGGUUGCAGUUUGGGCACUCGGUCUCUAAAAGGUUCGCCAUCACUGCCAUAGGCAGUUGAGAUAUUGUCUUCUAAAUACAUGCUGAUUGCCAAACGACCAAAUUUUGAUCACAUGACCAUGCGCGUGCUGCAAAUCUUAUUUUUUCAGUAUUGUUGUAAACAGUUGCAAACUGAGGGCUAUCUGUAGAUUUCAAAUAGUAGUGAGAUUUAGGAUGGAUUGAGGAAGGUUUGAGGUGGGGUGAAGGACACUAGGUCUUCCGUUGCCUCACACUUCUCUCCGGCUUAAAAGCUUGGAAAAUAUGGAAGUCUGAAUACCCCUUCCUCCUUGCAGGGAUGUCACCCGAGGGGGAGGCUGCUCCAUGGAAGAUCAGAAGCUCACCAGACAUUGUCCCAAGAUGGAUGCCAGAAAUUCUGCAUAGUUCUCAACGCCAUUGUUGCCUGGCCUUAAGACCUGUACAGUAGUUUGCAAGAACCAAACAUGGUGGUUAUUCCAGAUUUAUUUUACCUGGCCGGAAAAGGAUGCACAGCAAUACAGGCUGGCCAACGCCUCUGGCACCAUCACUCUCAAAUGCAAAGACCUGAAAAUUCUGCAGUUGGAAAUUCCUGGAAUGGCAGAGUGCCUGAACAUUGCCAGCUCCAUUGAGGCCCUUUCUUCUCUGGAAUCGGUGAUGAUGACGUACCCCUUCUUCUACAGACCCCAAAACACAACGCUGGGCACUGGGUGGCUGACGCACAUUACCGAGCAGUAUUACGAGCAGAUUGCAACUGACACAGGGGCCUGGAGGCUGAGUUCCAUCAAUGCAGACUUUGGCGUCUGUCCCAGUUAUCCCCCAGUUGUGAUCGUACCGGCGAGACUGGAUGAUGGAGCCCUUCAGAAGAGCGCCCGGUUCCGUCAGGGGAGGCGAUUCCCAGUUCUCAGCUACUAUCACAAAAAAAAUGGGACGGCGAUGCUUCGCAGCAGCCAGCCUCUCGUGGGGCCCAACCGGAAACGCUGCUAUGAGGAUGAGCAGCUCUUGACCACCAUCCUAGAGGGCGGGGAUCGUGGCUUCAUCCUGGACACCAGGUCGUUGCAGGCCGCAAAGCAGGCCCGGGUGAUGGGGGGCGGCCUGGAGCACCGAAGCUGCUACCGUGGCUGGAAGAGGCUGCACCGAGCUCUAGAGAGGGGUCGCUCCCUCCAGGAAAGCUUCAUCAAGCUGGUGGAAGCCUGCAAUGACCCUUCUCCUCACAUGGACCGCUGGCUGAGCAGGCUGGAAGCCUCCAAGUGGUUGUCCCACGUCAAGGAAGCCUUGAAUGCUGCCUGCCUGGCAGCCCAGUGCCUGGAAAGAGAGGAGGCUUGUGUCCUGGUGCACGGAGCCGAAGGGAAGGACGCCACCUUGCUGGUGACGGCUCUUGCCCAAGUUAUCCUGGAUCCAGCCUGCAGGACGUUGGCCGGCUUCCAGGGACUGCUGGAGCGGGAAUGGAUACAGGCAGGACACCCCUUCCAGCUCCGCUGCGCCCACUCUGCCUAUGCGCACGCCCGGCUCAAGCAGGAGGCACCUACUUUUCUCCUCUUCCUCGACUGCGUCUGGCAACUGGGGCGCCAGUUCCCCUUCUCGCUGGCGUUCAAUGAGCAUCUCCUGCUGGCACUCUUUGAGCAUUGCUACGCCUCUCCCUAUGGCACAUUCUUGGGCAACAACGAGAAGGAAAGGAGGUUGUGUGAUGUGAGGGGGAAGACCCACUGCCUCUGGCCCUGGAUAAACCGUGUGGAGAAGUACCUGAAUCCCCUUUACCUGUACAACCCCCUGGUCAUCUGGCCCUCCGUGGAGCCACAGAGCGUGGUGCUCUGGCAAGGUUUAUUUCUCCACUGGGUCCGUUCGUCCCACCAUCUUGAUGAAGCUUGGGCAGAAAUUCAGCAAAUAGCAACAAAUAGCCAAACCUACUCACAACAGUUGCACAGAGCAAUGUGAAAGUAGACUGCAACACCCCUUUUUAGAUGAAGGAAUCAAAGAAUUAGCUGAUAAAUGUCACCCCAAAAGAGGAGAGCUGAAAACAGAGUGAGGGUGCUGACACAGAGCCACCAAGGAGAGAAAUGAGCUCUUCAUCUGUGGCACAGAGAACUCUGUGAACAUGUGGAUGUAUUUCCCAGACCUAUUUUUUUAACUUUACAAAUAAAAUACAGCUCUUUAAAUCCACGUUUUAGAUCAAAGAAAUCCAGAACACAAGAUCAAUCUUCCUGGUAACGAGUCAUCUGAAUGCUCAUAUGUAGCCACCCCAACUUGGAGCCAAUAGCUACAUUUAGACAAUAAAGGUGACAUGGCUAAACUUUUAAAA